AUGCUGGAGGGCCCAAUUAUCACACCGUUCCUCGGCGCGCUCCAAGCAUGUGUCUCAGUCCUCCUUACCAUGAGCUAUGGAGCCAUAGCCGAACGGCUUCGACUGGUGAAGGAGAGCUCAAUAAGUGAUAUGGCCGGUCUGAGCGUGAAGCUCUUUCUUCCAGCUUUAAUUGUUGUCCAUCUAGGCGAACAACUGCAUGCGGACAUUGUCCUGAACUAUGUUCCUGUCUUAGUAUGGGCGGCUCUGUAUACCUCUGCCUCCAUCGGACUCGCUCACGCUGUAUCACGAGGCCUGGGACUCCCAGUUUGGGUAACGCCUGCAUGCGCAUUCAACAACACCACCUCGCUGCCAUUGCUCCUCCUGCAAUCUCUGGAGAGCGUGGGAAGUUUGAAACUGAUCAUUCCAGACGGUGACUCCAUGUCCGACGCGAUUGCCCGCGCUCAGAGCUAUUUCCUCCUCUGCGCUGUCGUCAGCAAGACCAUCGGCUACGCCGUCGGACCCAAGAUGCUCCAGAAUGGCAAUGACCAGGACGAAGGGAGAGAUGCACAGGAUACCGACGCUGAAGCAGGACAGAGCGGCGACGAUGACGACGACGCAGACAACGACGGGGAAGCCGACGAGGAGACCUCGCUUCUGCCGGAGCGCGCGCAAAAGGCCCGGCGCAAGGUCUCCAGCAAGUUCAGGCGUGUAGGCCGCUGGGUGUCAGCUUUCUUGCCCAAGCGUGUGAAGCAGGAACUGAUGGCGCCGUUUGAGUCGCCGUUUGCCGACGUUGCGAUCUUAUGCACUAUCAUCGGUGCUACGCUUGGUCUCGUCCCUCAGUUGCACAGAGCAUUCUUCAGACCCUACGAGGAAGGCGGGAUCUUCAACGCCUGGCUUACGUCGAGCGUUAAGAAUAUCGGCAAGUUGUUCACGACCUUACAGAUCUUCGUUGUGGGUGGAAAACUGGGUGCUAGCUUCCAGAGGAUGAAGGCCAGUGGUAAUUCCGGGGAGAUACCUAAGAAAGCAAUUGUGACAAUCUUCCUGGUUCGCCUUGUCAUUUGGCCUGCAAUCAGCAUCUCCCUCAUCUACAUGCUGGCCAAACGAACGAGCCUUGUCCGCUACGAUCCAAUCUUGUGGUUCAGCUUGAUGCUGAUGCCAGCUGGGCCUCCUGCAUUGGUGAUAUCAGGCUUUGCAGAGCUGGCAAAGAUUUCAGAAGCAGAAAAGAUGGCCGUCGCAAAGACUCUGACUGUCAUGUAUAUGCUCUCGCCAUUUGUAUGUUUUACCAUUACAGGCGCUUUGAUGGCAUCCCGAGCAGCCUUGGAUGGAGGAAGGGCAGAUCUACCGAUCUUCGACCUGGCAGACAACUCUUCCUCUAAUACACCCUCCUCCGUCGCUCCCGACCGCCCCAACCUUCCUAUCCCACUCGAGCCCACGUCAUUUACUUCCGCUCCUCCUCCGAGGAGCUCUACGGACGGCAUCCCAUCGUCAUCACGGUUAGAGUCAAGUGCUGGGAGUAACAGUACAGCACCUUCUAUCGACAAUCCUCCUACAUCCGCUGCUCCCCGCCGUCGACGUUUCAGUACGAUCGAUACAUCUGCUUCCACUGGGGGAACAGGAGGUGUUUCGGGAAAUUACACUCCUUGUCAGGAACAGGCCUCCGUUCAGUCUCAUACUUCGCCGGAAGAACACCCACCGUUCCCCAAGCGCAGGCGCCUGGCAAACAUGCGGCCCGAUGGUAUCUCCAGUGCAAAUGGCUUCUCCCAAGCGUCAAACGGCCUGAGUGCAUCUCCGUCGCGGAAGACCGUCUUUGCUCACUCUUCCAACAGCCAGCCAGCACACUCCUCCUCAAAUGGCGAAUCUCAGAAGAAUGGCUCCUCGAAAACAUCGAAGAAGUCUUCCUCUUAUUUCGGGCACGACCGAGAAGAAGUGACUAGGAUACUGAUACAAAGUCUGUAUGAGCUAGGAUACGACGGAGCUGCCUCGCUACUUUCCAUGGAAAGCGGCUAUCAGCUGGAAAGUCCGGCAGUUGGUAUAUUCAGGAAGGCAGUUCUUGAGGGGCGUUGGGCUGAGGCGGAGGAUAUCCUGAUUCAAUCAUUCACCCCUGAUGCAGAUGUGCGAGAUACAGGCUUCAGCUCUGGGAAACCUGAAACCACAGAGAAGCUGCUAUUGGUGGAAAAUGCUGAGAAGAAUGAGAUGCUAUUCUAUCUGCGGCAACAAAAGUUUCUCGAAUUGUUAGAAGCACGAGAUCUUGGCUCGGCCUUGACCGUGCUUCGGCACGAACUGACCCCUCUUAACUAUGACGUUGGACGCCUUCAUGCCCUUUCGAGCUUGUUGAUGUGUCCUCCUGAGCAUCUGCAUAACCAAGCUGGCUGGGAAGGGCCCAUAAGUUCUUCUCGAGAGCGGUUAUUAUCUGAACUCUCAAAAUCCAUAUCCCCAUCCGUGAUGAUUCCAAACAACCGUCUUGCGAUUUUGCUAAAUCAUGUCAAGCAAAAUCAAAUAAACAGGUGCUUAUAUCAUAAUACUGCAACCCCUCCGUCGCUAUAUUCGGAUCAUAUGUGCGAUAGAAAUGAUUUUCCACUCCGUACCGCAGUCGAACUAAGUCAGCAUUCAGAUGAGGUCUGGUAUUGCCAAUUUUCCCAUGAUGGCUCAAAGUUGGUCACGGCCGGGCGGGACCGUCAUGUAUACAUCUACGACACAACCAACUUUUCUGUGUACCGGCAGUUGGAGAAGCACGAGGAGGGUGUUGCCCACGUCAGUUGGAGUCCUGAUGAUACUAAGCUCAUUACGUGCUCCCAGGAUAAGAAAGCCCGCGUGUGGAGUGUUGAGACCGGCCGCUGCCUUCUGACCAUCAAUCAUCAUCGGCAGCCCGUAACGGCUGCCGUAUGGGCUGCAGAUGGGGAGUCAUUUGUGACAGCGUCCCUUGAUUUAAGCUCCCAACUGUGCCACUGGAGCAUGCGAGGCGAUCCCCUGUAUACAUGGCAUGGUGGCUUCAGGGUUCAAGAUUGCGCCAUCACUCCCGAUGGACGCCGACUGAUCGCUGCGGAUGUCGAGGAAAAAAUUCAUGUUUAUGACUUUGCGACUCACGAGGAGGAAUAUUGUCUCGCACUGAAGAGCAAACCCACUUCUGUCGCUGUCAGCAGAGAUUCACGAUAUAUGCUUGUGAACCUGUCUGAAGGUCAGAUACAGCUGAUCGACCUUGACACUACAGAGGUUAUCAGGCGUUUCCAGGGACAAAAACAGGGUCAUUUCGUCAUCAGAAGCGCCUUUGGUGGCGCAGGUGAAAACUUUGUUGUCAGUGGUAGCGAAGAUUCUCGGGUCUACAUAUGGCACAAAGAAAAUGGUACGCUAGUAGAAACGUUGGAGGGUCAUAUUUCAGGUUGUGUCAACGCGAUAUCCUGGAAUCCUACAAAUCCUGGAAUGUUUGCAUCCGCAGGUGAUGACUGCUUUGUCAGAAUCUGGACCCGCGAACGUGACAUGCAGCGAUAUGCCCCAGCUAGUAAAAGAGAGGCGGUAUCAGUGAAUGGCUCUGCACGAACGAGUGCACUACGAUCAACGUCAAGUUUCUGA
This is a messenger RNA of Aspergillus viridinutans, 3546 nucleotides long. RefSeq lists its product as uncharacterized. Lineage: Eukaryota; Fungi; Ascomycota; Eurotiomycetes; Eurotiales; Aspergillaceae. The record is from RefSeq and is a predicted model, not a curated record. Gene Ontology annotation, biological process: transmembrane transport; proteasome-mediated ubiquitin-dependent protein catabolic process. Gene Ontology annotation, cellular component: membrane; GID complex. Gene Ontology annotation, molecular function: protein binding. Bases 1 to 3546 code for a protein of 1181 amino acids. The transcript has 10 exons.